Messenger RNA from Elgaria multicarinata webbii, 3068 nucleotides. RefSeq names its product ubiquitin specific peptidase 18 (gene USP18). The record is from RefSeq and is a predicted model, not a curated record. The transcript has 11 exons. The coding region runs from base 98 to 1270 and encodes 390 amino acids. NCBI's taxonomy places the organism in Eukaryota, Metazoa, Chordata, Lepidosauria, Squamata, Anguidae. Gene Ontology annotation, molecular function: cysteine-type deubiquitinase activity. Gene Ontology annotation, biological process: protein deubiquitination. Gene Ontology annotation, cellular component: nucleus; cytosol.
GGCAGCGUUGUGAACGGAGCUUUUCCCACGCUGGUGUAAACCGAAGUGGAUCGGGUUGCGGACCGAGCACCGAUUUCCUCAGCUCGCAGCUCGAUUGAUGGGUCAGAGUGCUGGACGGCCAAAGAAAAGCAGGAUCAAACUGGACGGAUAUCAGACCAUGGCAGCUGAGACAGCUGAGGAAGAAGAGCGCACAGUGGAUGCUUCAGAGAAGCGCAACGAGCAGCUGAAAGCAAUCUAUGGAAUGGCAGACUUAAGAAAUGGAGCUGUCGGCUUGUAUAAUAUUGGUUUGAGCUGCUGCCUCAACUCCUUGCUUCAGGUUUUCUUCAUGAACAGACACUUCACUAUGCUACUCCGGAGGAUCAAAGUGCCAUUUGAAGCGGCGGAGCAGAAAGCGAGCGUCCCUUACCAAAUGCUCCUGCUUUUGGAGCAGAUGCAACGGGGAAGGCAAAAAUCUGUUCACCCCCUAGAUCUUGCCACCUGCCUGUCAAAGCACAAUGUGAAAUUAUUUGUUCUGUACGAUGCUUCGCAACUCUUCCUAAAUCUCUGGAACCUAAUUAAGAGUCAAAUUAACAAUGCAGAUCUGGUGGAAAGCCUGAAUCAACUGUACAGCAUCCAGCUGCAGGAGUACAUAGUGUGUCAAAAAUGCUCGCUCGAAAUGAAGAAGGACAGCCACAUGCCAAUACUGCCCCUUCCAAUGUUCGAUUUUGACUCUUGCCUGAUCAAGACAUUGGAAGAUUCUUUGCGUUGUUUCUUUGCACCGGAACAGCUGACCGGAGAAAAUACCUGCCGCUGUGACCAGUGUGACAAGAAAACCCCAUGUCUGCUGGGCACGAAAGUAAUAUCUUUGCCCCAGACACUGACUUUGCACUUGAAGCGCUUCUACUCCAAGGAAGGCAGCAGAACGCGGAAGAUUAGCCAUUACUUAGCCUUCCCGCAGAGCCUAGAUUUCAGCCAGAUCCUGAAACCAGAACAGCAUCACCUGGAUGCCUGGGAGAAGGAUGAUGGGUUGUACAAUCUCUUUGCCGUUGUUGCUCACUCGGGAUCAGCUAACUUUGGUCAUUACUGCGCAUACGUUUGGAGCCUCACAGAACGCAAGUGGUACUGCUUCAACGACUCCAGCGUCUGCCAGGUGUCCUGGGAUGAUGUCAAAUGUACCUACGGAAAAGCGUCUCUCCGUUGGAUUUUCUCCUCUCACCCUGGCUUUCUUACCUGUAGGGGUGAAACAGCCUAUCUCCUGAUUUACAUGAAAAAGAAUUGCAUGCAAUUCUGAGACUUCGGGGAACGAGAGAGAAGCUCCAUUGAUACGCCCAGAGCUGUCACAGGCGCUAGCGAGAUCUUUGAAUAUCCAUCCAUAUCCAUCCUGUGCAGGAGGAUGCGAGCGACACAGUGAACCAAAGGCAGCAAGAAGAGAGACCUUUCGAAAAGGAGUAUCAGGAAUAAAUAUGUAUCAAAGUUGCGCUCUGGAAGAUGAAAUGAAGAGCAAGGGAGCCUGUUACUUUGCAAGUGGUUCUGGAAAGUUGUAUAAUCCAACUUCCAGGAGGGCCUCUUGCCUAUUUCUGCAUACAGAGAAAUAUGUAGUAGUGUGCAUCUGUGGGAGGUGGAAUCAUAUACCUCAAAUCCAAUGACCUUCUUGCAUUCUCUUUAAGGUAUAUGAUUUUAGAGUGUUUUAAGUAUAAUUCCCCCCCUCACUUUCCCAAGUGGUAAGGGAACUGCAAGCUUUUCUACAUGAGGCAUUUAUUGUGCACUGGCCAUUCCUUAGUGACAGUAGUUUACAGGUUCUUUAGACAACAUUGUGAUCCUCCAGCUUUCCUUCUGUUUUUUAAGAGCACUUUCCUGAGGGGGGGGGGUUUAGAGUGGGGAAAACGGGGUAUUAUUACUGAUGGUGAAAGAAAAUUAUCUACUUGUGUGCAUUUGUGCUAUUCCACUAUAGCACAGCACCACCUAGAGGCUAUGCAGUGAAAAAGCAGGAAUCCAAAAGCUCUUUAUGUGGAGCUCAGAUUGCAAGUGUGGCAUAGUGGCAAAAGUGUUGGACUGGGAGUUGGGAGAUCCAGGUUCUAGUCCCCAGUCGGUCAUGGAAACCCACUGGGUGACUUUAGGCCAGUCACAGGCUCUCAGCCCAACCUACCUCACAGGGUUGCUGUUAUGAGGAUAAAAUGGAGAUGAUGAUGAUGAGGAUUAUGUAUGCCACCCUGGGUUCCUUGCAGGAAAAAAGGCGGGAUAUAAAUGCAAUAAAUAAAUAAAAAUUCUCCCAUGAACAUAAAAGCAUUUGCAGUGAUUAGCCUCAUGUAGAAAAGCUCUGUUGCUUGUUGAGGAUGCUAAGAAUCAUUGUAAGAGUUCCCUACUCUAUCCAUUCCCGCUUUCAUGAAAUUAGUUCCCAGGAUUUCCUGGACAGAGGCACUGGCAGUUUAAACCACCUUGUCUGUAGCAUAGAAUUGCCCUUACUCUCACCAUUCCUGCAAACGGUUCCACCUGAGCAGUGACUCUUGGUUGUCCAGUGGAAAGCACAGCCUGCUCAUCAAAAGAUGGAGAGGAAAACAAAGCAGAUACCCACAUACCACCAGCAUAUCACUGGAUGGACCCCAGAAAUGCAGAGCCUCCCAUCUGCCAAUGCACAUGAAAACCAGCUGCUUUAUUAGGGCUGCUCAGCACAUGUAAUGACUUGAAGCCCUUACUCAUGGCUAGUGCAAUGUUAUUAGAGCCACCUGUAAGUUGUUAGAUGUCCGCUGGUGUGGACAAAUCUGUGAAUUUGGAAGUGGCUUACUCUUUUAAAAAUGACUUGACAGCCUGCUCCUACACAGUGUUAGGCACUAAUUCAACAUAAAAUGCUAUAGCCUAUUCUAUCUUGCACUGAAGUAUCUGAUUGGAUAAUUAGCCAAUACUUAUCGUAACAGUAUAGAUAGGAGUGGCAUAGGAUUUCUAUUAGCAUCAUAUUUAUUUACUUCCCUUUUAUUUCAAAAUGAAUGUGUAAAUCUGAUCAUGGGGACCUAUGCUUUUUGUAAACUAACUGACAUGGUUAAUUUUUAUAUAAGUUUUUGCCUUAAAAUAAAACCAAUUUAAGUUAUUGUGAA